AUGACUGGAACUGUAACACCUAUUAAGAUCACUACCAAGGAAGUCGCCAAUGAUUUCUUAAACCGUUAUGACACUUUCUUAUUUGAUUGUGAUGGUGUAUUAUGGUUAGGUAACAUUUUGUUACCUCACACCAAGGAGUUUUUAGAUACUUUAACAUCUUUAGGUAAAAAAGCUAUUUUUGUCACUAAUAACUCUACUAAAUCACGUUUGUCAUAUACUAAGAAAUUUGCAUCAUUUGGUAUCACUGUGAAAGAAGAACAAAUUUUCACUUCUGGUUAUGCUUCUGCCAUUUAUGUUCGUGAUUUCUUAAAAUUACAACCUGGUAAAGAUAAAGUUUGGGUCUUUGGUGAAUCAGGUAUUUCUGAGGAAUUAAAUAAGAUGGGUUAUGAAGCUUUAGGUGGUGACGAUCCAAGACUUCAAACUCCAUUUGAUGCCUCUACAUCUCCUUUCUUGGUCAAUGGAUUAGAUGAAGAUGUUCGUGCUGUUAUCGCUGGUCUUGAUCAUGAUAUCACUUAUCACAAGCUAGCUGUCACUUUGCAAUAUUUACAACAAGAGGAUAAGGUACAUUUCGUUGGUACUAAUGUCGAUUCUACUUUCCCUCAAAAGGGUCAUACUUUCCCAGGUGCUGGUUCAAUGGUCGAGUCUAUUGCUUUCUCUGCUGGUAGAAGACCAGCUUACUGUGGUAAACCUAACAUGAACAUGUUGAACACCAUUGUUUCUGCUUUCAAUUUGGAUAAAUCCAAAUGUUGUAUGGUCGGUGAUCGUUUAAACACUGAUAUGAAAUUUGGUGUUGAAGGUAAAUUGGGAGGUACUCUAUUGGUUCUAAGUGGUAUCGAAACUGAAGAAAGAGCUCUUGAAGUAUCUGAAGAACAUGUCAAUCCAAAGUUUUUCGCUGAAAAAUUGGGUGAUAUAUACGAAUUGACACAACAAUAA
Maudiozyma saulgeensis is the source of this 933-nucleotide messenger RNA. The record is from the annotation of a GenBank genome assembly. NCBI's taxonomy places the organism in Eukaryota, Fungi, Ascomycota, Saccharomycetes, Saccharomycetales, Saccharomycetaceae.